Chenopodium quinoa (quinoa) is the source of this 842-nucleotide messenger RNA. Its product is annotated as zinc finger A20 and AN1 domain-containing stress-associated protein 9-like. Gene Ontology annotation, molecular function: zinc ion binding; DNA binding. The record is from RefSeq and is a predicted model, not a curated record. The transcript has a single exon. Lineage: Eukaryota; Viridiplantae; Streptophyta; Magnoliopsida; Caryophyllales; Amaranthaceae. Bases 274 to 726 code for a protein of 150 amino acids.
UCCUUCUCCUAGUAGCCCAAGUUGUGAAGCCACCACAAACAAAACAGGUAAUCAAAGCCUUUUUCCUAAAUCCUAAGCGUGUUUUCUUGAGUAACUCUAUUCGUUCUAGAAACAUCUUGAGGUAAAAUAAUCAAAUUCUACCCAAAACAAAAUUUUACCACUCUUCAACUUUCGUUCCUAUAAAUACUCUCUCAACACAUUGGCUCUCCUCAUCUUCCAUUAGACAUUCAUACCUCAAAACCUCUCUCAAAAAAUAAAACAUAAACCCUCAACAUGAUGAACACCCGACAAUCAGAAACCCCGACAUACUGCGCCAAAGGUUGCGGAUUCUUCGGAACAGCAGCGACAAUGAACAUGUGUUCGAAGUGUUACCGUGACCACCGUCUCAAGGAGGACCAAUCCGUGACCGUUAGAGCCUUCGUUGAAAAAUCGUUAUCGUCGACAUCUUUGUUGAUACAUGAAUCAGUAAGUGAGGAACCGAAAUAUAAGUCCGAUGAAGCGGUGGUUGUGUCGGCGGAGAGUUCGACAAAGGCGGCGAAUAGGUGUAUGAGUUGUAACAAGAAGGUCGGAAUUGUCGGGUUUAAGUGUAAGUGUGGGUCCACUUUCUGUGGGUCCCACAGAUUCCCUGAAGAACAUAGUUGUACAUAUGAUUUUAAGGUUGCUGCUGAAGUUGUCAUCGCUAAACAAAAUCCCAAGGUUUUUGCUGAUAAGUUGCACAAGAUCUGAAGUUUUAGAUUUUUUUUUUAUUAGGUUUUAUGGUAUAGAUUAACACUGUGUGUAUGUAUUUGGAUUGUUUUGAUUGGUGAUUAGUUUUUAUAAAUAAAGAAAAUUUUAGAGAUUUA